This is a messenger RNA of Hydra vulgaris (swiftwater hydra), 1108 nucleotides long. Its product is annotated as GTP-binding protein Di-Ras2. Lineage: Eukaryota; Metazoa; Cnidaria; Hydrozoa; Anthoathecata; Hydridae. Gene Ontology annotation, cellular component: plasma membrane. The record is from RefSeq and is a predicted model, not a curated record. Gene Ontology annotation, biological process: signal transduction. Gene Ontology annotation, molecular function: GDP binding; GTP binding; GTPase activity.
UCAUAUAGCCAAAAUAAAACUUAAGUAAUUGAAUGAAGCAAAUAAUCAAACUCAAGUUAAAAGUGAAGAGACAUUUUUAAUUUUUUAUCACAUGCUAUAUUUUAAAAUGGUUAAGGGUGUUAGAAAAAGUGGUUAUUUAUUUGAAUAUAGAUUCACUUUGCUAGGAGACACUAGAACUGGAAAAACUUCAGUAUUAAACAGGUUUAUAAAUGAUACAUUUUCUCAGAGAUACAGGCCAACUAUUGAAGACCAUAUAACACAUGUUAUAGAUCAUAAUGGCAACAUGUGUGUCUGUCUUAUGGUAGAUACAUAUGGUGGUAAUGACUUUCCAGCUAUGAGAAAGCUUGCUAUCAGCAAAGGGAAUGCUUUUUUUGUUUUUUACUCAAUAGUAGAUAGAAAUUCAUUUGACAGUGCAAAAAAACUGGUAAAAGAAAUUCAAAUGUGUAAAGAAGAAAGAUGCAAUGUUCUGAUAAUUGGAAACAAAAAUGACUUAGAAAAAGAAAGAAAAGUUCAAGCCUUUGAAGGUGAACAUUUAGCACACGAACUAAAUUCUUCAGAGAAUGUCAAAGCUGAAUUCUUUGAGGUCAGUGCAAAAAAUAACCAGAAUAUAGAGCUAAUAUUUUUUACAAUGUUAAACAUGUUUAUGCCACAAGCGGAUACUCAAGAUAUAAAAAGUGAAAAAAGUGGUUUAAGAAAAAUAAGUUUACGAAAAUCGCAAAAAAAAAAAAAGCAAGAACCAAAAGAACCAAAAAAUGACUAUUACAGUGAUAACGAAAUCCUAGAUCAUAAACCAGUUCAAUAUUUAAGGUUAAGAUCUUCAUCUUUUACAGAACAGUUAAAAUCUGAUAGUGAUGGUAGUUUUGAUAGCAACCACAAUUCUCCAAAAAGCAAAAAUGAUGAACCGGUAGGAAAAAAUUUAUUACAAAGAACCUUUGGAAGCAUGCAAAGAGUGUUUAAUAAUGAGAUACACAAAGAUAGUAAAAGAGCACAUACGAUAGAUACAACAACCUUUCCAUCAAGGUCAAGGAGCCUACAAAACUGACAUUGAAAUAUUUAAAAGUUUAAAUACAUUUAAAAUAACCAUUAUAAUUGUAUUUUAAAAAACUCA